Zingiber officinale is the source of this 1206-nucleotide messenger RNA. Its product is annotated as protein STAR1-like. NCBI's taxonomy places the organism in Eukaryota, Viridiplantae, Streptophyta, Magnoliopsida, Zingiberales, Zingiberaceae. Gene Ontology annotation, molecular function: ATP binding; phosphate transmembrane transporter activity; ATP hydrolysis activity. The record is from RefSeq and is a predicted model, not a curated record. Gene Ontology annotation, biological process: phosphate ion transmembrane transport. Gene Ontology annotation, cellular component: membrane. The transcript has 4 exons. Bases 152 to 1015 code for a protein of 287 amino acids.
AAGUCGAUAUUACACUUUUAUUUUUUUAAUAUAUUUUAAAAAUCUGUUUCAUAUAUGCCUCGCCCACUUCUAUCGACGAUCAAUAAACCAAGAGGAUAAAACUGUCAGUUCACUGAGGUGCUAAACUUCGAUCCCGAGACGACAAGCACAGAUGAAGAGGAUGAUCGAUCCUCGAAUCCCGAGCACAUCAGGAGAAAUCGAUCUCUCCCAACGCAUGGGUUCAGCAGCAGAAGAGGUGAGGGAGCACCUGCUGGUGACGGUGGAUGGUCCGGCGGCGGAUUCUUCGCAGCCGCCGCCGGCGAAGAUUGAGGUGCGCGAGCUGACGAAGGAGUCGGAGACGACGGGGGAGGCGAUCCUGCGGGGGGUGAGCGUGGUGGUGCCGGCGGGGGUGAUUGUUGGGAUCAUCGGCCCCAGCGGCAGCGGCAAGUCCACGCUCCUCCGGGCGCUGAACCGGCUGUGGGAGCCGCCCGCCGGAUCGGUGAUGCUCGACGGCCGGGACAUCCGCGACCUCGACGUCCUCGCGCUCCGCCGCAGGGUCGGUAUGCUCUUCCAGAUGCCCGCCCUCUUCGACGGAACUGUGGCAGACAACGUGAGAUACGGGCCUAAGUUGAAAGGGAUCGACCUAAAUGACGAAGAGGUGAAGAAGCUUCUCAGCAUGGCAGAUUUGGACCCUUCAUUAGCAUCGAAAUCGUCCUCCGAGCUCUCUGUAGGCCAAGCCCAGCGUGUCGCCCUCGCCCGAACUCUCGCAAAUGACCCUGAGGUGCUCCUUUUGGAUGAGCCAACUAGUGCAUUGGACCCCAUAUCAACCCAAAAUAUCGAGGAAGCUAUUGUACGCCUCAAGAAGACUCGACGGAUGACGACUGUGAUGGUGUCUCACAGUGUCAAGCAAAUCCAACGUAUUGCCGACUUAGUGUGCCUUCUAGUGGCCGGCGAGAUUGUGGAGGUCCUUGAGCCGUCGCGCUUGUCUGAGGCUCAACACCCCAUGGCUCGAUGCUUCUUAGAACUGAGCACCUAGCAAACUUUCAAGUGUUUAUGGCUGCUGCAGGUGUGGUUCAAUAUUGUUGGAAAUUAAGUUUGUGGUGAUGUGUGUUCAGUGUAAAGCCAUUUGGUCGCGCUUGUGCUGAUCAUGUAUAUGUUUUUUUAACUGUCCAGUCAUCCCGGUGUUUCUGCUUAAAUCGAUCGCGAAUGAAAAUCUGUAUGAUUUAA